Molecule: messenger RNA, 441 nt
Organism: Sinocyclocheilus grahami
Lineage: Eukaryota; Metazoa; Chordata; Actinopteri; Cypriniformes; Cyprinidae
Product: zinc phosphodiesterase ELAC protein 2-like
Exons: 4
Coding region: 1-441 (146 amino acids)
Biological process (GO): mitochondrial tRNA 3'-end processing
Cellular component (GO): mitochondrion
Molecular function (GO): 3'-tRNA processing endoribonuclease activity
Source: RefSeq, a predicted model, not a curated record
AUGUCUCUGUUCCUCAGCUCCUCUCAGUCGCUGCUGUUGGAUUGUGGCGAGGGAACGUUCGGCCAGUUGUGUCGUCAUUACGGCGAUGACGUGGAUGAGAUCCUCUCCAGACUCUCCACCAUCUUUGUGUCGCACCUUCACGCAGAUCAUCACACGGGUUUGAUUCAUUUAUUAUUAGAACGAGAGCGAGCUCUGAACAGUCUAGGUAAAGCGUUCAGUCCCGUGUACCUGAUCGCACCUGUGCAGAUCAUGACGUGGUUAAACCAGUAUCACGAUCACUGCCAGCAGAUCCUCAGCCAGAUCAAUAUUAUCCCAUCAAAGUUGUUGUGUGAUGGCGCUGAGAUCCCCAAAGUCAAGACCAAAUCUUUAAUUCAGGCUGUUCUGAAGAAGAAUGACCUGGUCAAGGUCUGUAUGCACUGUAUAGCCUUUUUGUGGUUAUAG